AUGAGCUCAAGAAGGACCACACAAAAGGAAAAUACGCCACAACCGCCGAAGCGCUCGUUACCUCAACGAGGGCGGUUUCCAGCGAUCUCCAAGCUCCUAUCACGCCCGGCAAGUCGUCCAGCGGUGCCCGCCUUCGCGCCCGGACGUAGUCGCCAACCUAGCCGAGAGGUCUCGUCCAUCCAGCCCCAUCAUCCCCGUUUAGACCGUGAUCCGCGCUACGGCGAGAUCCUCGCUGACGACCACGUCCACGACGAGAUUCGAGACCUCGGCCGGGAGGUCCGCACCGCGCUCCGGCAGCACCUCGUUCGGCAUGCCACGACCGAGGCGCAGGUCCUCGACGGGAUCCGCCGUUUCGGCCCCUCGCCCGCCUCCAAGCGGAUCCUCAACCGGGAAAACGAGGCCGCCCGCCUCGCCCUGGAGAAGGGUUUCUACGUUGUCUGGCGCUGCACCGCACCGCCGCGGCUGCCCGGCGCGAACACCGACUUCUGCUGCCGCGUCGGCCCCUCCCACACCUGCUUCUGCGGGCAUCGCCUGACGGCGCACGCGGGGUUCGCUGAUGGGGCUCCUUUUUCCUCUUCUUCUUCUUCUUUUUCGCCUCUUUCGCGGGGUUUCCCCUGCGCGGAGCCCCGCUGUGGCUGCCCCCGCUUCCACUACCUUCCGAAUGAGCCGGAGGAGAUCGGCGAGGGAUGGCUGAGCCGCCGGGUGGGGUGGGAUCCGGCGGCGUGGUCGCCCGCCUGCCGCUGCGGCCAUCCCGCCCACGCGCACGCCUCCACCCCCCCUUUCCGCUGCCGCCAUAAAACAGAAGAGGGGGGGAGAGGGGGGUGCCGGUGUAAGGGCUUCUCCGGGCGCUUCUGCUGCGUCGUCUGCGACCUCCCGUGGGAGGCCCACGAGACGGUGGUGGAGACCGUGGAGGAGCGGCGCCGCGCGGGUUUGCCCGUCGGCCCCGCUUUCUUUCCCCUCGCCGACGUCGACUGGGGGGUGCGGGAGAGGGUGUUGGAGGACCCGACAGGUGGGGGGGGCGCUCCAACCCCCUCCUUCUCCUUUUACUAA
Phytomonas sp. EM1 is the source of this 1050-nucleotide messenger RNA. NCBI's taxonomy places the organism in Eukaryota, Euglenozoa, Kinetoplastea, Trypanosomatida, Trypanosomatidae. The record is from the annotation of a GenBank genome assembly.